This is a messenger RNA of Bubalus bubalis (water buffalo), 2196 nucleotides long. It is a transcript of the gene FBXL7, whose product is annotated as F-box and leucine rich repeat protein 7. Bases 153 to 1628 code for a protein of 491 amino acids. The transcript is spliced from 4 exons. Gene Ontology annotation, biological process: SCF-dependent proteasomal ubiquitin-dependent protein catabolic process. Gene Ontology annotation, cellular component: SCF ubiquitin ligase complex. The record is from RefSeq and is a predicted model, not a curated record. Gene Ontology annotation, molecular function: protein binding. NCBI's taxonomy places the organism in Eukaryota, Metazoa, Chordata, Mammalia, Artiodactyla, Bovidae.
CGGGGGGCCGCCCCCGGCCGGAGAUCGGCCCCGGCGCGUGGGGUAUGCGCAGCUAACGGUCCCGUCGGGCGGGCUUUCCUCUGGCGGAGCGCGCAGGCGGUGCGCCCCAGCUAUGGAGUGUCCGGGGAGACGGCGGGCAUGACGGCGGCAGGAUGGGCGCGAACAAUGGCAAACAGUACGGCAGCGAGGGCAAAGGCAGCUCAAGCAUCUCAUCCGACGUGAGUUCAAGUACAGAUCACACGCCGACCCAAGCCCAGAAGAAUGUGGCUACCAGCGAAGACUCCGACCUGAGCAUGCGCACACUGAGCACGCCCAGCCCAGCCCUGAUAUGCCCACCCAACCUGCCGGGAUUUCAGAAUGGAAGGGGCUCGUCCACCUCCUCGUCCUCCAUCACCGGGGAGACGGUGGCCAUGGUCCACUCCCCGCCCCCGACUCGCCUCACCCACCCGCUCAUUCGGCUGGCCUCCAGGCCCCAGAAGGAGCAGGCCAGCAUCGAGCGGCUCCCGGACCACGCCAUGGUGCAGGUCUUCUCCUUCCUGCCCACCAACCAGCUGUGCCGCUGCGCGCGCGUGUGCCGCCGCUGGUACAACCUGGCCUGGGACCCGCGCCUCUGGAGGACUAUCCGCCUGACGGGCGAGACCAUCAACGUGGACCGCGCCCUCAAGGUGCUCACCCGCAGACUCUGUCAGGACACACCCAACGUCUGUCUCAUGCUGGAAACCGUCAGUGUCAGUGGCUGCAGGCGGCUCACGGACCGAGGUCUUUACACCAUUGCCCAGUGCUGCCCGGAGCUCCGGCGGCUGGAAGUCUCCGGCUGCUACAACAUCUCCAACGAGGCAGUCUUCGACGUGGUGUCCCUCUGUCCCAACCUGGAGCACCUGGAUGUGUCAGGAUGCUCCAAGGUGACCUGCAUCAGCUUGACCCGCGAGGCCUCCAUUAAACUGUCCCCCUUGCACGGCAAACAGAUCUCCAUCCGCUACCUGGACAUGACGGACUGCUUCGUGCUGGAAGACGAAGGCCUGCACACCAUCGCGGCCCACUGCACGCAGCUGACCCACCUGUAUCUGCGGCGCUGCGUCCGCCUCACCGACGAGGGCCUCCGCUACCUGAUGAUCUACUGCACCUCCAUCAAGGAGCUGAGCGUCAGCGACUGCCGCUUCGUCAGCGACUUUGGCCUGCGCGAGAUCGCCAAGCUGGAGUCCCGCCUGCGGUACCUCAGCAUUGCGCACUGCGGCCGGGUCACCGAUGUGGGCAUCCGCUACGUGGCCAAGUACUGCGGCAAGCUGCGCUACCUCAACGCCAGGGGCUGCGAGGGCAUCACGGACCACGGCCUGGAGUACCUCGCCAAGAACUGCGCCAAACUCAAGUCCCUGGACAUCGGCAAAUGCCCUCUGGUCUCUGACACGGGCCUGGAGUGCCUGGCCCUGAACUGCUUCAAUCUCAAGCGCCUCAGCCUCAAGUCUUGCGAGAGCAUCACGGGCCAGGGCCUGCAGAUCGUGGCGGCCAACUGCUUUGACCUGCAGAUGCUGAACGUGCAGGACUGCGAGGUGUCCGUGGAGGCGCUGCGCUUCGUGAAACGCCACUGCAAGCGCUGCGUCAUCGAGCACACCAACCCUGCCUUCUUCUGAAGGGACAGCCUCCCGCCGUCGCUGUCGCCGUACAGACCUGAACAGAACACGUUGGUUUUUUUGUUUUGUUUUGUUUUUUCAGAGCAGCCUAUGUAAGCACCGACACCCACUCGGAACAGCUUCUUUCUUCCAGGAAGGUUCUUCUUAAGGAUCUGGCUUUUCUUCUUUCUAAUUUCUCACGGGCAACAGAGGGUUAGGAAAGGAGGGUGAGGGAGCCCCAUUUCUAUUCCAGACAACGGUUUUUUGCAGGGGGAAUCAGGUCAUUGGUGGUGAUGUCUCUUCUCAAAAACAUGUGCCUCAGAAAGCUGACUGCGAUGUCUUUAAGAACGCCCCCUUUUCAGUUUCUUUCCUCCUGGCCACAUCCCCGGAGUUCUGCACCCCAUCCAUCCAACCGUACCCCUCCCUCUCCUACAGUAACAACAAAUUGUCAGAAUAAUACUGCUCAUGGCACCCCACUCCAGUACUCUUGCCUGGAAAAUCCCAUGGACGGAGGACCCUGGUGGGCUGCAGUCCAUGGGGUCGCACAGAGUCGGACACGACUGAGCAACUUCACUUUCAUUUUUCACUU